AUGGAGGCAUCUGCCCUGAAGGCCUGGGAGCUGGACAACAAUAUCCAGCUAGUCGAUCCCAAACGCGACGCUCUCUACAACUUCGACGCCGAUGCUCAGAAGGCCAUAAACAACGAAAAGGCAUGGAAGCAAACACCAGACUACUUCAAGCAUGUGCGAAUAAGCGCUACUGCUCUCAUAAAAAUGACCAUGCACGCGCGAUCCGGUGGCAACCUCGAGGUCAUGGGCUUGAUGCAAGGCUACACCCACCAGGACACAUUUAUCGUCACCGACGCAUUCCGACUGCCCGUUGAAGGAACAGAGACUCGUGUCAACGCACAAGGCGAAGCGAACGAAUACCUUGUCGAGUACCUUGAUCUAUGUCGAGCGCAGGGCCGACAGGAGAACGUGGUGGGCUGGUACCACAGUCACCCAGGCUACGGAUGCUGGCUGAGCGGUAUCGAUGUCGAUACAGAGGCCAUGCAGCAGAAGUGGCAGGACCCUUUCCUUGCCGUAGUUAUCGACCCCGAUCGUACUAUCAACUCAGGCAAGGUCGACAUCGGCGCUUUCAGAACAUACCCAGAGGACCACCAGGCCGGUAAUGGCACAGCCACCUCUGAUGGCUUCCAAGCAGUGCCUCUCGCCAAGGCCGCAGAGUUUGGUGCUCAUGCGAGCCGUUACUACAGUCUCGAAGUCUCCCAUUUCAAGAGCUCUCUCGACUCGCAUCUCCUCGAGCUCCUCUGGCACAAGUAUUGGGUACAGACUCUCAGCCAGAACCCACUGAUCACGAACCGCGACUAUGGCAACAAACAGAUGCUCGAUUUGAGCUCUAAGAUCAAGGAAGCGACAACAGGCAUCACACGAAGCCGAGCUGGACAAGGCAUGAUGGGUACGAGCCAUAAGAGCUCUGACAAGGCCGUGGACAAGCUGGCAAGGGAAGCCAGCCUCAUUGCAUCUAAGGAGAGGACUGGCCUGGUGGCGAAUCAGGUCAAGGCUAGCGUUUUCAACGACCUUGGAUCAAAGGCUGAAGAACCAACAUCGUGAAAAGGAAUGACACUGGGAUUAUGGGAAUGCAUGUAGCAUAACGAAUCGGCAUAGAUGGCGUUCAGAGGUGAAAUCAGCAAUAUUUACUUUUAUCUGCGUUUAGAGUCUUAGAGUGCAUUCUUCCUCCAUCCUACAUCAUCAGUAUGGAAAGCUAGGUGUUUGAUCUUUCAAGUGGCCUUAAGAAGGGGGUUCCGAUGGCAUGACUACCUCCUAGAAGUGAGUAGAUUACAAUACGACCUCAAAUUAUCUUCACCUGGCCAGUCAAUAGCCUGCCUAGUUUGCCCAAUUGAUGAUUCACCAAUCAACUAUUUUCGCUUCAUCUAGAGACAGAUCUAGGCGAGGUGGAUAAAAUAAGUGGGUGGAGGAUCGCCGACUUUAUGGAUAAACGUAAAAUUCGACAGCACAAAGAGCU
Messenger RNA from Fusarium odoratissimum NRRL 54006, 1435 nucleotides. Its product is annotated as COP9 signalosome complex subunit 5. The transcript has 2 exons. Lineage: Eukaryota; Fungi; Ascomycota; Sordariomycetes; Hypocreales; Nectriaceae. The record is from RefSeq and is a predicted model, not a curated record. Gene Ontology annotation, biological process: protein deneddylation. Gene Ontology annotation, cellular component: cytoplasm; COP9 signalosome. The coding region runs from base 1 to 1023 and encodes 340 amino acids. Gene Ontology annotation, molecular function: protein binding; metallopeptidase activity; deNEDDylase activity.